GCAACUUCAGUCUCCACUAAAAAUCAAAAACCUCCACACUCUCUCUCUCUCAACCAGAUCCGCCGCACACACCAAUGUCUUCUCCGGCGAUUCUCCCCGUCACCAACCAGCAAGCCACUCAAUCCAACACCCCCGCCUUCCGCACAUUCCUCUCCCGCCUCUCCUCCUCCCUCCGCGACAGCCUCUCGCAGCGCCGCCCGUGGCUUGAACUCAUAGAUCGAACCUCAUUCGCCAGACCCGACUCUCUAACCGACUCGAUCUCCCGGAUCCGCAAGAACCUCGCCUACUUCAAGGUCAACUACGCCGCGAUCGUCUCCUUAGUCCUCGCCUUCUCCCUCCUCUCGCACCCCUUCUCGCUCCUCGUCCUCCUCUCUCUCCUCGGCGCGUGGAUGUUCCUCUACCUCUUCAGGUCUUCGGAUCAGCCGCUGGUUAUCUUCGGGCGCGGCUUCUCGGAUCGCGAGACUUUGCUCGGGCUCGUGGUGGCGACGGUCGUGGUUGUGUUUAUGACGAGCGUUGGAUCUUUGUUGACUUCUGCGUUGACCGUUGGAGUGGCGGUUGUUUGCUUGCACGGCGCGUUUAGGGUUCCGGAUGAUUUGUUCUUGGAUGAGCAGGAGCCUGCUAAUGCGGGGCUGCUCUCGUUUAUUGGUAACUCCGCCGCGGCUACUUCGGCUGCUGCUGCUUCCGUUGUCGCGGGACGUGUUUGAGAGCUGAGACGUGGAUUCUUCUUCAUUCAUAGUUGUUGUUAUGUUUUUGAGUAUAGAUUCGAUAUGAAAGCUAUUGUAUUCUUAAGUUUGGUUACAGUUCUGAAACUUUGAGCUGAUGUAAGAUCAGUUUGAUACUCUUGUUGUUCUCGUCAUUACAUGUGUUGUGUUCUUUUUGCAUUUAGGAGGGCUUUUAGAGAUGGA
Molecule: messenger RNA, 905 nt
Organism: Brassica oleracea var. oleracea
Lineage: Eukaryota; Viridiplantae; Streptophyta; Magnoliopsida; Brassicales; Brassicaceae
Product: PRA1 family protein B2
Exons: 1
Coding region: 75-704 (209 amino acids)
Biological process (GO): vesicle-mediated transport
Cellular component (GO): Golgi apparatus; endoplasmic reticulum
Source: RefSeq, a predicted model, not a curated record